CCGCACGUCAGACGUCGUCACACACAAUCUAGCGCGUACGUACGUCCCAAACCAAACCAUGUCCGCGAGAGCUCUUCUCCUGACGACCGCGACGCUGCUCCUGCUCGUCGCCGCUGCGCGUGCGGGGCAGCCGCUCGCCGGCGGGUGGAGCCCGAUCAGGAACGUCAGCGACCCGCACAUCCAGGAGCUCGGCGGCUGGGCGGUGACGGAGCACGUCAGGCGGGCCAACGACGGGCUGCGGUUCGGCGAGGUGACGGGCGGCGAGGAGCAGGUGGUGUCCGGGAUGAACUACAAGCUCGUCCUCGACGCCACGGACGCCGACGGCAAGGUCGCGGCGUACGGGGCCUUCGUGUACGAGCAGUCGUGGACCAACACCCGCGAGCUCGUGUCCUUCGCGCCGGCCAGCUGACGACCAGCUGGACGUAAUUAAUCAGCGGCGCCGCAAUGUGUCUUUGGAGUAACGUGUCAUUAAGCAAAAUACAAUUACCAUAGUACUACACUAGGACCUCGUAUCAUGAAGACAUACUCUUGUGAUCUUGUCACGGACUCACGGGUCCUCACUUAAUAAGCCGUCUUGGCAUUAUCUGUACUGCUAUAUCAACAGAUCAUUACUGUUUUUCUCGAUUGCAAA
Zea mays is the source of this 631-nucleotide messenger RNA. Its product is annotated as cystatin 6. NCBI's taxonomy places the organism in Eukaryota, Viridiplantae, Streptophyta, Magnoliopsida, Poales, Poaceae. The coding region runs from base 59 to 409 and encodes 116 amino acids. The record is from RefSeq and is marked provisional. Gene Ontology annotation, molecular function: cysteine-type endopeptidase inhibitor activity. The transcript has a single exon.